This is a messenger RNA of Penicillium malachiteum, 2478 nucleotides long. It is a transcript of the gene ace1, whose product is annotated as putative C2H2 transcription factor (Ace1). The transcript is spliced from 3 exons. NCBI's taxonomy places the organism in Eukaryota, Fungi, Ascomycota, Eurotiomycetes, Eurotiales, Aspergillaceae. The coding region runs from base 1 to 2478 and encodes 825 amino acids. The record is from RefSeq and is a predicted model, not a curated record.
AUGUCGACCGCCCAGGUUGAGACCAUGCGGAAGCAUCCGCGCCGCCGGCCUAUCUUAAACGCAGACCUCCCGUCCCUAGUGACCGAGUCAGCUGAAUCUUCCAAAAUGAGCCUCAAGAAAGGAGAGACUUUCCACACGCCCACAUCACCUCCCUCGAAUGAACGUGAUCCGGUAUUAAGCAUUCGAUCGUUGCCUCGGCGGUCGCCUACCUCAUUAGAAGCGAUUACUGCCAGUGAAGAGCGCAUGACGUCGAUUCUCAGCCGGUUGACCCUGGACUCCCCAGAGGACGGCGGAAAGGACUUGUCGGCGUCCCACGAUGACAAGUCGGACUCUCGUAGUGUAUCAAAGCCCAAUGCCAAAAGAGACUCUGCUUCCCGUCGCUCUUCCAUCGGAGAUGCCAAUGAUGAAUCGAAGAAAGUCAGCGAGCGUGGCCAUGAAUCCGACAGUGGCCUCGGAACAUCUAUUAGCAGCCAGGAGGAUUCAGCCUGUGAAAGUGACACUAUAGUGAAUGAUGCCGCACCUCAAUCCCCCAUUACCAGCCCCGGGGCAACAUUUGACGCUGGGUCUACCCGAAAACGACAACUUUCAUUAACUGCGUGCAAGCAAAUCGAGCGGUAUAUUUUGGUCCCUAUUCUCAAGGAACCAAAGCUCAAGCCCUUCCACCCGUUAGUGAAGUCGAUUCCCACUCGCAUUGUCAAUAGGCAGAUUGUAUGCCUGCGUGAUCUGGAGAAGACACUACUUUGGCUGGCUCCAAAGUUCUCGAGCUCUCCGCAUACAUAUCUCAACUUCGCAGAAUUUACUAUCCAGUGUUUACAUACUUCGGCUUCGCAUCUGAACGAUCGUGAUCAGCGGAUACCGACUGAUCGCCCAUACACUAACGGUUACUUCCUCGAUCUCGUCUCCCAGGUCCGACGUUACGCCGCUAUGAUUCGUGCUUCUCGUGAGCGGGUGCAGCAGGCCAAGCAGGCCGCCAAGGCCGAGCAGCCUGAGCAGUCCGAGUCCGACGGCACCAAUGUCGAGAGUACUGACAAGAUUUCCCUUGUUGCCAGCGCUGCCCUCGAGGGCGGCCUUUCUAAGAACGGCAAGCCAGUCGAGCUGGUUGUUAUGCAGGAUGGCAAGGCUAUCUCCAUGCGUACUGGUCUCCCAUUCACCCCCGAAGACACUCCUGUCACUUUCAAGCGUACCAUCAGCUUCGACGAGAAAGUGGACGAGGGUGUCCAGCGUUCCAUGGCCCGUCGCAAGAAGAAUGCUCCUCCAAUGGACAUCAACCAGAAGUGCAGCCACUGUGACAAGGUCUUCAAGCGCCCAUGUGAUCUGACAAAGCAUGAAAAGACUCACUCACGUCCCUGGAAGUGCACUGAUAGCGAUUGCAAAUAUAGCCAAGUUGGCUGGCCCACCGAGAAGGAGCGUGAUCGCCACAUCAACGACAAGCAUUCCGACGCUCCUGCUCUGUAUAAGUGCAACUUCCAGCCGUGCACUUACGCCUCUAAGCGUGAGAGCAACUGCAAGCAGCAUAUGGAAAAGGCCCAUGGCUGGGUUUAUAUUCGCUCUAAGAACAAUGCCCGUGGUGGAAGCAAGCGUGGCUCCUCCGCCCAGGCUUCUCGCACCCCCAGUGUGUCUACUCCUACUUCCAAGUCGGGUGAUUACCCCACCCCUUCGUCGGGUCCCAGCCCAUCUCCUCGCCCGUCCUUGUUUCCGGACCCGCCCUUCAACUUCAAUGACCCGCCUAUGCCGGCCAGUGAUGACCGCGAUCGCCUUUUCCAGGCUUCGCCUUUCUCGAGCUCUUCGGCUGGUAUGGGCAUGUCGUACCCUACCUCGCUCAAUCUCGAUUCUUUCCAGAACCAGUUCGCUGCGGGUGACCCUAACGGGCUCAUUACCGAUCUGGAGGUACACCGUCAGUCUAUGAAUUAUACGGGCAUUCCCUCUGCCGAGUCAGUUCCUGAACUGAUGGGUAUGAAUUACGAUAAUUCUCCUCUGGUCCCCGACUCGGAGGCGACUACCAUGGAGUAUGACUGGUCCAGCAUGCGGGACAUGCCCGAUCUCGAUAAUCAGGAUUACAUUGGUUUCAACAUGGGCGUCACUGCCAACCAGACUGAGAAUGUCUACGGUGGCUUUGCAGCCCAGAUGUCUGCUAACGGCCCCUUUGGCAUGGAUGUCCCCGAAAAAGUCAAUGGUAUUCACGGUAAUCCGAUGCUCUACUCUCCUGACUCUGUCAUGGAGAACUACGGUUAUGCCCCUCAGCAGCGCACUGACCAGGACUUCACUCUGUAUGCGGAUGCUAGCAUGACCAUGUCCCAGAUGAUCCCGUCCAUUGCGGAGCACCAGGCAACUCGCCCGCUUGCCCAGUCCGAUGAGAUGUUUCCAUCCCUUCACGACGAAGACUCUGCCUUCCCGGGCAUGCAGUCCUGGCUCAACGGUCGUGGUCCCACCUCCGACGCGUACCUGCCCAAUGACAUGAACCUGGAGUUCAUGAAGUAG